GGAAGUGUAGGCUGUAAUAUAUGCCUGUAUGUGUCUGCAUUCACUGGGUAGCCCCCAUUAUCUUUGUGCCGUGCCAUUUGGUGAGAGACAUGUUAGAGAUAAUUUUGUCAAUUGUGACAGAAUGGGCAUUGUCACAAUGGAUCUUUCUCCACGUUAUGGUCUCAGGUACUUGCUCUCUGGUCACAAUCCACCAGCCUCCUGUGCUUACCACUGCUCUGGGUCAUGAUGUUGUAAUGCCGUGCCAUCUUACCCAUGAUGAGAAAAUGCUGACCCCAUCAGUUUUGUAUUGGACAGACACCAACAAUGUCAGAGUGUGGAGGCCCUCUGAGAAUUAUGAGGGACGUGUUGACCUUUUGGACCAUGAUGUGCUCUCUUUAAACAAGUCAUUACUCCUCAGGAAGGUCAAGUGGACCGACGGUAGGAAGUACCUGUGCAAAGUCUCCAUCACUCUCCAGGAUAAACGUUUCAGGAUGAGUGGAAAUGGAACUUUACUGAUGGUUUAUGACACCGUGAACUUUAAACCCACCAGUCACAAUCAGUCUCUGCUCUGCUGUGAAGUAAACGUGACCCAGGGUCCUGGAUUUGUUUUGUCCAUUUUUCACAUUGGAUACAACCUCCAAACUGUUGACACUGCUCCAGGAAAUGUGUCAGCUCUGCCCUACGUCACACUUUCUCAAACAAUUUAUCUGAGGAAUAAAGGAAAAUAUGAGUGUCAGCUGCACCUGAACGAAGAGCUGGUGGCGAAAAACAUCUACUACCAUCUGCCUGUGCCUGGAGAUGGUGGAGAUGCUGAAAAAAAUGUUUCGGUAACAUGUUCAACAACUGUGUCUGAGCCAGAUGUGGAGGUGUUUCCAGAGCCGUGGUUUCUGUAUGUGGCUCUCCUCCUGGUGCCCGUCACCAUCCUUCUGAGCCUCGUAACUGCGAUGCUGAUGUACAGAUGCUGUGUUUGUCUGCCUUGAAUGGAGGCUUAACAAUGGAGAUCCAGGCUGCUCGGGAGUAAAAAGACCCCUUACUCAUCUUCAAUAUCAAAGACAUUCAUAACCAGUCAUCUACUUUGAGGAUCGAUCUUCCCUGUCAGUUAGGGUCAUCGUCAUUAACUGGAGUAGAACUGUUUGAAAACAGAUGUUUUCCUUUUCUCUAAAUUAUUAUAUGGCAGGGUUUGAUACAUCAUCACUUUAUAGUGGAGGGUGCCUGUGACUAACAGUGUGAUUUUUAUUCCCACUGGAACAAGAAACUCACUUCCUUUUGCAAUUUCACUGCAAAAUAAAGCCUAAAAACAUCACAACAUGCAUUGCAAUUUUUUGGGGGGUCAUUUUAUGCCACAAAAAAAAAAAACCUGCCUGCGAAAUCCUGGAGGGACUGAUUUAAGGAAGACAUCAUUACAAAUCAUUUCUUAUUCCAAAUGUUUAGUGGGAUUAGUUAGGGAAUUAGAUAGGGAACAUGUAAUGAGUUACAACUUUUAUGAAGAUUCCUCCGCUCAUUCACAAUGUUUACUGUAUUUGUAUAGUAUUGCACAGAAAGGUGACAGAAUAUUACAGUGCUUACAGUAUAUAUAGGAAGUCAGAUAUGAAUACUCACUGCUUUUUGCUCUUGUUCAUUCAUUCUUACUGCUCUUUGGUUGAAUAUGUAUAGACUCAUGUUGAUACUUGUUAUGUGUUUUGAAUUUCAAGGAAGGAUUUGCUUUACAUAUUUAUAUGUAUAUCUGUAUAUUUAUAUAUAGAAAUCUAAAUAAACCUUUGUCCGCAA
Messenger RNA from Dicentrarchus labrax (European seabass), 1746 nucleotides. RefSeq lists its product as uncharacterized. The transcript is spliced from 5 exons. Lineage: Eukaryota; Metazoa; Chordata; Actinopteri; Moronidae. Bases 21 to 959 code for a protein of 312 amino acids. The record is from RefSeq and is a predicted model, not a curated record.